This is a messenger RNA of Talaromyces amestolkiae, 2925 nucleotides long. RefSeq lists its product as uncharacterized. The record is from RefSeq and is a predicted model, not a curated record. Lineage: Eukaryota; Fungi; Ascomycota; Eurotiomycetes; Eurotiales; Trichocomaceae. The coding region runs from base 1 to 2925 and encodes 974 amino acids. Gene Ontology annotation, biological process: proteolysis. The transcript has a single exon. Gene Ontology annotation, molecular function: metalloexopeptidase activity.
AUGGCUCGCCCACGAACAGCCGGGCGCUGGAACCCUUUCGCCUUCUAUCGCGUACCAGUAACGGUUUUCGUUACGCUUAUCUACGUCGCAUUGCUCGCUCCGCUCGUUGUCGUUCAAAAUAUCCUCCCCACGGUACCGGAGUCCGAACUCGAAGGCUUAGAUUUACAUGAAGCUUGGCAGGAUCUACAGCAUUUGACGAGUGGGUUUCAUCCUUACAAUUCGCGAAAGAACGAUGAGGUGCGGAGUUGGUUGCUAUCUCGCAUUGAGGACAUACUAUCGAAAGAUGCGAAACAGCAAGAUGGUGUCCAGACAUAUGUUUUUGACGAUAAUCAAUCGAAUUUGACGGUCGUGCAAUCUAAUCUCGGCGUAUAUUUCGAGGGUACGAAUAUAAUUGUGUACAUUCGUGGUCAGGAAGAUGAUAAGAGGGAAUGGUGGAAAGAGCCGGGCCUAAGUCCCUCGGGAAAAGGGGGUGUGCUCGUGAAUGCGCACUAUGAUAGCGUUUCGACAGGCUACGGAGCGACUGAUGACGGUGUCGGGGUCAUAUCAUGCUUGCAACUGAUCAAAUACUUCACUUCACCCGGGCAUGAACCUACCCGCGGACUCGUGCUACUGUUCAACAAUGGCGAAGAAGAUUUUUUAAACGGCGCACGUGUUUACAGCCAACAUCCCAUUUCGAAAUUGCCGCAUACAUUUUUGAACCUUGAAGGUGCUGGAGCUGGUGGACGAGCGACGCUGUUUCGCAGUUCGGAUACUGAAGUCACCAAGUUUUAUAAGCGGUCGCCUUAUCCCUUCGGUAGCGUCUUCUCAGAUGCGGGAUUCAAACUUGGCAUGAUUAGAAGCCAGACGGAUUAUAUCGUCCUUGAGGGAGAUAUGGGCUUGCGCGGUCUGGAUGUCGCUUUCAUGGAGCCUCGAGCCAGAUAUCAUACCAACCAGGAUGACGCCAAACACACUAGCCAGCAAGCGCUCUGGCAUAUGCUGUCCGCUGCAGUUGCAACGACUGAGGGUCUGGUCUCUGAUACGAGUCACAAUUUCGAAGGUCGUCCACAAGGCCCAGGAAAGUUGCCUAGUGGGACUGGCUCCGGAGCCGUAUGGUUUGAUUUAUUCGGCACUGCCUUCGCUGUGUUUGAGAUUCAUACGCUUUUCGCACUAUCUGUCACCCUUCUUAUUGUCGGUCCGUUGACGUUGCUCAUAACCAGUAUCAUCCUAGCCAACCAGGAUCGCAUGUACCUCUUCGGCAUUUCGGUCUCAGUUGACGAUGGCUUUGGAAGUGUACCCUUGCGCGGAUGGAGGGGCUUCUUUCGAUUCCCAUUUAUCUUCGGCACCACCACUGCAAGCGUUGUAGGCUUGGCUUACUUGAUGGCCAAGGUCAACCCAAUGAUUGCUCAUAGUAGCGAAUAUGCAGUUUGGAGCAUGAUGAUCUCAGCAUGGUUCUUUGUUGCGUGGUUCCUAUCUCGUAUAGCCAAUUUUGCUCGACCUUCGGCCUUGCACCGCAUCUAUGUCUUGACGUGGAUGUUUAUCUUGACCUGGGUAUUGCUGGUAAUUACUACAGCCUAUGAAAAUCGUGACGGUAUAGCAAGCGGCUAUUUCGUUAUUUUCUAUGCAUUUGGCACUUUCAUGGCCACGUGGAUCUCUUAUCUAGAACUCUUCUCGCUGCCUAAGAAAGGCGACUUCGCCAACAAAGUCAGUGGUCAGAUAUCGUCACGGCGCACGAGUCUGGGCGGUAGUCGUCUCUUGACGCCUAGUGGAGAAUCUGUGGGUCAGCACCAGGAGGAUGACGAACCUACAGAGUCGACAUCUCUUCUGCGUGGUCAACGGACAAGCUUUGCAAACUAUACCAGAUCUACAGAAGACGAUGGCGAUGGUGAUUUGCUGUCAACAGGAGUCAGCACUGAUGUAUCCGAUGCCCGGGAUCUCAACGUUUACGGAUACGAGCAGCCAUGGAGUGCCAACUUGCCCAAGUGGACAUGGAUUCUGCAAUUCUUGUUGAUAGCUCCAAUAAUCAUUAUACUUGUCGGACAACUAGGCCUACUCAUCACGAGUGCCAUCCACCAGACAAUGCAGGAUGGCAGUUCGGCUCUAGUGCCGUAUUUGAUGAUUGCCAUUCUUACUACAUUGAUCUUCAUGCCCACACUCCCCUUUAUUCAUCGAUACACAUAUCACAUUCCCACAUUUUUGUUUUUGAUAUUUAUCGCCACCCUGGUAUACAACCUAGUAGCAUUUCCGUUCUCUGGGAACAACCGAGUGAAGCUAUUCUUCCUUCAGGAAGUUGAUCUCGACACUGGCGCGAACCGCGUUGCCUUGACAGGUAUACAGCCCUUUGUCGGCGACGCCGUUGCAUCUAUACCCAGCACUCAUGGACAGAAUGUCUCAUGCGUUCCAAAGUUGGAUCGAACGGAGUGCUCCUGGGACAGCAAUCUCGAACCACACGUCAUCACGCAUCCGGGAUCUGGAAAGGAACAAAAUCCAUUGAACCAGUGGGUGAAGUAUAAAGCCGUACGACUUGAACCCGGGCGCCAAAACAGCAAUCGCGCACAGAUCAAGAUUAGUGGAUUGAAUACACGAGGCUGUCUUUUGCACUUUGAUAAACCCAUCACUCAAUUCCAGGUCGCCGGCUCUGCUAUUGACAGCCGCUUCCCGAGCAAUCCGUCGCUAGAAGAUGGGACGGAAGAUGGAGUGCAAGAAAUUCGUCUGUGGAGUCGUACCUGGGGAAAUCAGUGGGUGGUAGAAGUUGAAUGGGCCUCAGACGAGGACAUUCAAAACGAGAAAGAUACAUUGACUGGAAGGGCAACAUGCCUAUGGAGUGAUGCCAAUACUCAAGCCGCCAUUCCGGCGCUCGAUGAAAUUAUUCAAUAUAGCCCAGACUGGGUUGCGAUUACAAAGCUUGAUGCUGGGCUGGUCAAGGGGAGUCGAUCGUUUGAGGUUUAA